[Candida] anglica is the source of this 4434-nucleotide messenger RNA. Lineage: Eukaryota; Fungi; Ascomycota; Pichiomycetes; Serinales; Debaryomycetaceae. The record is from the annotation of a GenBank genome assembly.
AACAGAUAUACACGUUCUCUAAUUAUCACGCAACUGAAAAAGAGCCACAGAACAUGAAGGAGGUUGUCGUUGAUGUUGCGCCAAAGUGCAUCAAGGGCCUUGAGUUCAGUGCUUUGUCUGCCAAAGACAUCAUUGCACAAUCUGAGGUUGAGGUUCUUACUCGAGAUUUGUAUGACUUAGAAAAAGGUCGUACAGCCAAGACUGGGGGUGCCCUCGAUACUAAGAUGGGUAUCUCAUCGAACGCCAGUGAGUGUGCUACCUGUCAUGGGAACUUGGCCUCUUGUCACGGUCAUUUCGGUCACGUAAGAUUGGCCUUGCCAGUUUUCCAUGUGGGUUAUUUUAAAUCGAUUAUUCUGGUUCUUCAAUCUAUUUGUAAGAAUUGUUCAGCUGUCUUAUUGGAUGAACCAACCAAACGUCAAUUUUUGAUUGAUUUAAGAAGACCAAAUAUUGAUAAUUUGAGACGUAUGAAGAUCUUGAAGAAAGUGGUUGAUCAAUGUAAGAAACAAAGAAGAUGUUUACGUUGUAAUCACGUUAAUGGUGUGGUGAAGAAGGCCGCCAGUGGUGCUGGUCCUGCUGCCUUGAAGAUUGUGCACGACACUUUCCGUUGGAUAGGUAAGAAAUCUUGUCCUGAAAAGGAAUUAUGGGAUAAAGAAUUUGAUGGUGUAUUUGCUAGAAACCCUGAAUUGGAAAAGUUUGCCAAGAGAGUUCAUGAUGAUUUGAACCCUCUUAAAGUGUUGAACUUAUUCAAACAGAUCACUCCUCUGGAUUGUGAGUUCUUUGGACUUGAUCCUUCAAGAGGGGGUAGACCAGAAACAUAUAUCUGGAGAUAUUUACCAGCUCCUCCAGUUUGUAUUCGUCCAUCGGUUAUGAUGGAUGCCCAGUCCAACGAAGAUGAUUUGACGGUCAAGAUUACUGAAAUUGUGUGGACUUCAUCCCUUAUUAAAGCCGGGAUCGAAAAGGGUAUUUCCAUCAACAACUUGAUGGAACAAUGGGAUUACCUUCAACUUUCAGUUGCCAUGUAUAUUAAUUCUGACUCUGCAAACCCGGCUCUUUUACCAUCUGCCGGUGGUGGAGGUGGGUCUAAGUCUGCCAAACCAAUUAGAGGGUUCUGUCAAAGAUUGAAGGGUAAACAAGGUCGUUUCAGAGGUAAUUUGUCAGGUAAGAGAGUGGAUUUUUCAGGUCGUACAGUUAUUUCUCCAGAUCCUAAUUUAAAAAUUGACGAAGUUGCUGUUCCAGAUAGAGUUGCUAAAGUGUUGACAUAUCCGGAGAAGUGUACCCGUUACAAUAGAAAGAAACUUCAACAACUUAUUGUGAAUGGUCCACUUGUUCAUCCUGGUGCCAAUUAUGUUAUGAAGCAAGACGAAUUAGCCAAACGUAAUUUGCGUUAUGGUGAUAGAGUUAAAUUAGCAAAGAACUUGCGAGUUGGUGAUGUCGUGGAAAGACAUAUAGAAGAUGGUGAUGUUGUAUUGUUUAACAGACAACCUUCUUUGCAUAGAUUGUCUAUUUUGUCACAUUAUGCCAAAAUUAGACCUUGGCGUACAUUUAGACUUAAUGAAUGUGUUUGUACUCCAUAUAAUGCCGAUUUCGAUGGUGAUGAAAUGAAUUUACAUGUCCCACAAACCGAAGAAGCUCGUGCUGAAGCCAUCAACUUGAUGGGGGUUAAAAACAACUUGUUAACUCCAAAAUCUGGUGAACCAAUUAUUGCAGCUACCCAAGAUUUCAUUACUGGUUCGUAUUUGAUUUCUCACAAGGACACGUUUUUCGAUAGAGCUACGCUUGUUCAAUUACUUUGCAUGAUGUCUGAUGCUGAUACUCAGUUUGACAUUCCACCGCCAUCCAUCUUUAAACCAGUCAUGCUUUGGACUGGUAAACAAGUAUUCUCGCUUUUGAUUAAGCCUAAUAGAAAGAGUAAAGUUGUCAUUAAUGUGGAUGCUAAGAAUAAGACAUAUAUUCCUCCAGCAAAGGGUCUUCCUAAUGAAAUGUCUCCAAACGAUGGGUUUGUUGUCAUCCGUGGUUCUCAAAUUUUGAGUGGUGUUAUGGAUAAGUCAACAUUGGGUGAUGGUAAGAAGCAUUCCGUCUUUUACACAAUUUUGAGAGAUUAUGGCCCUGAAGAAGCUGCAACUGCCAUGAAUAGAAUGGCCAAGUUAUGUGCCCGUUAUUUGGGUAACCGUGGGUUCUCAAUUGGUAUCAAUGAUGUGACUCCAGGGGCAGACUUGAAGAAUAAGAAGGAAAUGAUGGUAGAACAAGCAUACGCCAAGUGUGACGAAUUAAUUGAUCAAUUCAAAAAGGGUAAGUUGGAAACACAACCUGGUUGUAAUGAGGAACAAACCUUAGAAGCCAAGAUUGGUGGUCUUUUGUCCAAGGUUAGAGAAGAAGUCGGUGAUGUUUGUAUUAGAGAGUUAGAUUCUGCCAACGCACCAUUGAUUAUGGCUACAUGUGGUUCCAAGGGUUCCACAUUAAAUGUGUCGCAAAUGGUGGCGGUUGUCGGUCAACAAAUUAUUGCUGGUAAUCGUGUUCCUGAUGGGUUCCAAGAUAGAUCUCUUCCACAUUUCGUCAAAAACUCCAAGACUCCUCAAUCCAAGGGUUUCGUUCGUAAUUCUUUCUAUUCCGGUUUAACUCCACCAGAAUUCCUUUUCCACGCCAUUUCUGGUAGAGAAGGUUUGGUCGAUACCGCUGUCAAGACUGCCGAAACCGGUUAUAUGUCUCGUAGAUUGAUGAAAUCCUUGGAAGAUUUGUCAGCACAAUAUGAUAACACUGUUCGUAACUCGUCCAAUGGUAUUGUUCAAUUUACUUAUGGUGGUGAUGGUUUGGAUCCAUUUGAUAUGGAAGGUGAUGCCCGUCCGGUCAACUUUAUUCGUCAAUGGGAUCAUGCUUUCAACAUUAGUUUUGAUGUCAAUGAAAAGGGUCUCUAUCCAUUUGAGAUUAUUGAAUUAGUUGACACCGUGUUACAUCCAUUAGAAGACAGAUUGGUUAGAUUAGAUAACCUUGGAAAUGUUUUGGAAGGUGAAGAUAAGAAUAAACAAGAAUUUGCUGAUCAAAUGGACGCCGAGAGAGAUUUCUAUCAAUCUAUUAGAGAUUUCACUACUAAUAAGGCCAUUCAAUUAGCCGAAAUCAGAGAAAGAAAGGGAUUAAAGACAUACUUUGAAAAAGUGCCAAUUGUGGAAGACUCACCAACUGAAUUAAUUGCUGUCAACCAAUUAUUGAAGAUUUCUGCAUUAUCCGUGCAGAAAUUUUUAGAACAAUGUAUAUACAAGUAUAGUCGUGCCAAGGUCGAACCAGGUACUGCUGUGGGUGCAAUUGGUGCUCAAUCUAUUGGUGAACCAGGUACCCAGAUGACGUUGAAGACUUUCCAUUUUGCUGGUGUCGCGUCGAUGAAUGUGACAUUGGGUGUUCCCCGUAUUAAGGAAAUUAUUAACGCUUCUAAGGUCAUUUCUACUCCUAUUAUUAAAUCCGUGUUAGUUAACGAUGAUGAUGUUAUUGCUGCCCGUGUGGUUAAGGGUAGAAUCGAAAAGACUUUACUUGAAGACGUUGCUUUCUACGUGCAAGACGUUUACAAGAAUAAUAUGGCAUAUUUGACCAUUAAGGUUGAUUUAAAGACAAUUGAAAGACUUCAAUUGGAACUUACCAUUGAAGGCAUAGCGCAUGCCCUUUGUAAGGCUCCUAAGUUGAAGAUCUUGGCUGGUGAUGUUUCCAUUAGUGGUAGAGACAAGAUUAAUGUUCUUGUUACUCUUCGUGAGUCCAAGACUGAAAACUUGAUGAAGAAUAUUUCAUCUGACUACAAGACAGGUUCAGACACAGCUAACCUGCUCUUCUUCCGUAUGCAACAAUUGAAGAGAGCUUUACCACGUGUGGUUAUUAAGGGUUUGCCUAACAUUGCUCGUGCGGUCAUCAAUAUUAGAGAUGAUAACAAGAAGGAAUUGCUUGUUGAAGGUUACGGGCUUAAGGAGGUUAUGAGUACAGAUGGUAUUGUUGGUACAAAGACCAAGACUAAUCAUGUUUUGGAAGUGUUUGAAGUUCUUGGUAUUGAAGCUGCCAGAUCUUCGAUUAUUGGUGAAAUUGACUAUACCAUGAGUAGUCACGGUAUGAGUGUCGAUCCUCGUCAUAUUCAACUUUUGGGUGAUGUCAUGUCAUACAAGGGUGAAGUGCUCGGUAUUACUAGAUUUGGUUUGAGUAAAAUGAGAGAUUCUGUCUUGCAACUUGCUUCUUUCGAAAAGACUACUGAUCAUUUGUUUGAUGCCGCAUUUUUCAUGAAGAAUGAUAAGGUUGAAGGUGUUUCCGAAUGUAUCAUUUUAGGUCAAACUAUGAGUAUCGGAACUGGUGCAUUCAAGCUUGUAAAGACAUCUCACUUUGAAAAGAAUGCUUUGGACAUGAAGCCAACAUUAUUUGAAGGACUUUGUGCCGCAUAAGAAGGUGUUGAGAAGUAAUAUUUAAAAG